Molecule: messenger RNA, 534 nt
Organism: Pogonomyrmex barbatus (red harvester ant)
Lineage: Eukaryota; Metazoa; Arthropoda; Insecta; Hymenoptera; Formicidae
Source: RefSeq, a predicted model, not a curated record
AUGUGCCACCAAAAGACAAAUUGGUCAGAGAACUUACCAAUUGUACUUAUGGGGCUAAGGGCAGCCUACAAGGAUGAUAUUGGCGCGACACCAGCCGAAAUGAUGUAUGGCCAAAACAUACGCCUUCCAGGAGAAUUCUUAAACCCCAGUCUACAGAAAAAUGUUGAUCAACCGGAAUUCAUCACCAGAUUGAGGGAACAGUUCAACAGCCUUAGGCCGGUGCCUACAUCAAACCAUGCUAAAGCAAACAUAUUUGUGCACCCAAAUCUAGCAAACUGCAGCCAUACAUUCGUCCGUAACGAUACAGUGCGAAGAUCUCUACAACCACCAUACGAAGGACCUUACCCGAUCGUUUCCAGAGCAAAAAAAUAUUUUAUCGUCAACAUAAAAGGACAACAUAAAAAUAUAUCUGUCGAUCGUCUGAAACUUGCCUACUCCUUAGUCAAAAACACAGACACAAAAGAUUAUACUACACGGUCGGGGAGGAAAGUCAGAUUUAUACUACCCGAUUUAGCCCAAAAUCGCAGUCAAUGA